Messenger RNA from Linum trigynum, 2172 nucleotides. NCBI's taxonomy places the organism in Eukaryota, Viridiplantae, Streptophyta, Magnoliopsida, Malpighiales, Linaceae. The record is from the annotation of a GenBank genome assembly.
AUGGGGGAAGGUGUGGAGUGUGGAAAAGUUUCACAUGAGCACAUGGUCGUGAAUGGCAUUGAGGGUCAGGGAACUGAGGAUAAGGGUACAGAGAAAGUAGUGGAAUCUGGGAGUCCCCCUAUUGCUUCUCAUGCUGAUGGUUCUGGGGUGGAAGCAGAUUCUCAAGCUGUGGCAAGUAGUUCUGGGGUGUUGGUAGCAGAUUCUCAAGUUGUGGCAAGUAGUUCUGAAGUGGGAGGGAAGAUUGCAGCUAACACUUCAACUCCAGCUAGAGAGGAUCUGAUUGAUGCAUAUGGCUUUCAGUUGGUGGUGAGGAAAGGAAAGAAUGUUUCAGUUGGUCGGGAGCAAAGCCGUGAAAUGCGUAUCUUAGCCUCAGCUAUACAGUCCAGAGUGCCAUUAAAUUCUAAAGGUGUUGCUAUGGUCAUUGGGAGGAACAAGAAAAAAGGUACUGAAACUUGUUUGAUUACAGAUAUAUAUAUCCCUAAUAAAACAAGUGGAAGGGCAGUGCUUUAUGAUGAGUUGAGAAGGACUCGGGUGACUGUUGAGCCUGGGAUUUUCUUAGGAGAUUUUAAUGCUAUCAAAGAUAGCUAUGAAGCUUCCAAUGAUCCUGGAUUUAGUCAGAGUAUUCUCGAUUUCAGGAAAUGGAUAUUAGAUAUGAAGCUAACAUAUCAUAAGGCUAUUGGCUCGUGGUUUACUUGGCGGAACAAGCACUCUAAUAAUUAUAAUCCUAUUGCUAGAAGAAUUGACAAAAUUUUAGUUAAUGAGAAGUGGUUGGAUGUUUUUCCUCAAAGCUUGGUGCAGAUUGUUGUCCCAGGGGUUUCUGAUCAUUGUGGUCUUUAUGUUCAAACAAAUUCUGGUCUCUAUACGUUACCGAAGCCUUUCAAAUUUUUCUUGUUAUGGAGACAGCAUCCUCAGUACAGUGGGAUUUUGAGAGAAUCUUGGCAGGUAGAGGCAGCUGGGGUACCAUAUUAUGUCUUGUACAAGAAGUUAAGGGAAUUUAAGGGGAAGCUUAAGAGUUUUAAUCAAACUGUCUACUAUGAUAUUUCCACUAGAACUCGAGAAGCGGAACAACUAGUGCUAAUGCAAAAUGAUAUAUUAGCAGACCUCACAGAGGAUAAUUCUCUAGCUGUAUUGGAGCAGGAGAGUGUGUGUAAAGAGCCGCAGAGUGCAGAUGAGUCUUUUUAUAGACAGAAGUCAAGAGUUCAGAGGAUAACUCAGGGUGAUGCUAAUACAGAUUUUUUCCGUAGUAUGGUUAAGUCAAGAAACCAUCGACAAACAAUACAAAAGCUAAUUUCUAAUGAUGGCAAAGUGGUAACAGAAGUGAAGGAGAUAGGAAAACUGGCAGUGGAGUAUUACAAAGGUCUAUUGGGGGCAGCUGAUAGUAAUGUUCAACCAUUUCCAGUUGAGUAUUUUGUUCAACCAUUUUCAGUUGAGUAUUUUGCAGAGUUAUUGGUAAAAAAACUGACAGAGGAGGAAGCUGCUUGCUUGACUUUGCCUGUUACUAGGGAGGAAAUAAAACAUGUCUUCUUCAGUAUGGGAAGAGAUAAAGCACCAGGUCCUAAUGAGUUUGUUUCUGAAUUUUUUAAGUUGGAUUGGGAGGUGGUGGGUGUUAAUGUGGAGAGCACAGUUAUUGCACUUAUCCCUAAGCUGCCUGUUGUGGAGAAAAUGAAAGAUUUUCGACCUACUUCUUGUUGUAAUGUGAUUUAUAAGGGUAUUUCAAAGUUGCUCUCACGUAGACUGUCAAUGGUGUUACCCAAACUAAUUGGAAGAAGUCAGUCCGCCUUUGUGAAGGGUAGGCUGAUUAGUGAUAAUAUUCUAAUGGCAACAGAACUCGUCAAGGAUUAUCAUAGGAGCAGAAUUUCUUCUAGGUGUGCACUAAAGAUAGAUUUGAUGAAAGCCUUCGACUCUGUCUAUUGGAAGUUUCUUUUCACAGUUAUGUCUGCUAUGGGAAUGACAAUGCAGGCCAAGCAAAUUCCCUUCCAUCCUCGUUGUAAAAGUCUGGAGAUCACGCAACUCUGCUUUGCAGAUGAUCUGUUGGUCUUUACGAAUGGGACAACUCAAGCAGUUUUUGGGAUUCAACAGAUGAAGAUCAAGUAUUAUCUGAUCAGACUGGGUUUCCUUUGGGAAAGCUACAUGUUCGAUAUUUGGGAGUGCCGCUUCUGUCAGGUCAAUUGA